AUGGGUAGAAAGUGUUGUGUGCCAUACUGUUGUUCGAACUACGAUGCAGCCAUUAAACGUGGUCUUCCUUCGAUUAGUACAUUCAAGUUUCCCGAUGAUCCACAUCUUCUGAACGGUUGGACAAAAGCUAUUAAUCGACCUGGAUGGAAUCCGUCCAAACGUUCCAGCAUUUGUAUCAACCAUUUUGCACCGGAGCACGUUGAACGGUACGAUAAGCCGGCUAGGUUGAAACCGAAUGCAGUACCUAGUUUGUUUCCAGAGGCGCAACAUCUGGGGGUUUCCUCGAAUAGAAAUGCCGAUACAGAGAAUGGAGAAGAGUCACAUCAAACCCAAAAACGUACCUUGGAAGAUAUUCACAGCGAUGAGCUUGGAACAAUGGAUUUAAUCGAAGAUUUUAAAAGUUUUAAAACAGAAGUGCAGGAUAGACUGAUCAACAAAGAAUGGGUGUUUAUUUGCAGGCCUAAUGUAGCACAUUUAUUUAGCAUAAAUGAUGCGGACGAACGUUACGCUGUCAGAAUCUAUGCGAGUAUAAAAAUUUACAGCGAUUUAAGCAUGAGGAUUUACUUAAAUGAAGAGGAACAGCUUGGGACGGAAAAUAAGCUCUCAAGGUGGUCGCAACUCAAUAGCAUAAUUGAUUCCUUCACAAUGCCUCAAAUUGAAGAACUGAACGCUGAAGGAGGAAGAACUGAAUUGAAGGAGGUUAUCUUGCAGAGUCAAGAUAAUGAAACGUUGUUUCUCGAAGAACAUCUAGAAGAACCAGAACCAGAGAUUGAACAUGAAGUUCAUGCAGAAAGUACCAUAGAAUUAGCAAUAGAAAAACCAUCUCCCGAAGCACACUCUAACGAGAACGGCCGGACCGACGCUGAAGAUUGUCUUACAAAUCAUGAAAGUCGUAAAUCGGUGCUCAAAUGUGUACAAGAUUUACAGGCUGUGAGAAACAAAUGCUUUGUUUGCAACUCGGAACAUGAUACAGUGAAGGAUCUCGAGUACCACAUGCCGACCCAUCUAUCCUUGUUGCCAUACCAUUGCCUAAGCUGUGUCCACCAAGUUGUCAUCGUCAGAACUUUAGCUUCACUGAAUAAGCAUCAUUUAAUGCAUCAAAAACCGUUGAAAUGUCGGUUUUGCGAUAAACGUUUUACUGCGUACGGUUCGCGGAGAUUACACGAAGAUUUAAAACAUGACAAGAACACAAGAGUAUUUAAGUGUGAUGUAUGCCAAAGCGAGUUUUCAUCGAACCGUAGUUUGCGGAGUCAUUGUAAACUUCACGAAAAUCCCGAUUCGCUCAGAUGUUCCAUUUGCCAGCGGACAUUAUCUUCUACCUACGAGGUAAAACUGCAUAUGCGAACGCAUACGGGAGAGAAGCCAAACAAAUGUAGCUUUUGUGGCGUUUCUUUCAACCGAAAGUCAAAUCUAACAGAACAUGUGCGUCGAUGUCACAACCUUGAGCGACCAUUCAUUUGCGAAGUUUGCGGAGAACGGUUUAGUAGUCAAUUAAGACUUAAAAAGCAUAUGACUUCACACUAUCUCGAGCAGAAAACAUCACCAACAUCAACACGGGUUCGGAAAGCGUUCCAUUGCACAGAAUGUGACAAAACGUUCGAUACAUCGAUCCAAUACCAUUCGCACAAACGGCAGCACAUGAAACGUUUCCAGUGUAGCUACUGUGGCAUUAGGAUAGCUCAGCUGCGUGACUUUGAAGAUCACCAAAACACUCACACUGGCUCUAGGCCGUACGAGUGUCGCAGCUGUGGGAAAACGUUUAAAACUGCUUCCACGUACUACGGACAUCGAUUGAUCCACGGUGGAGAAAAGAAACAUUUUUGUCCCAUUUGUAACAAGGGGUUUCUGCGUUUGCGUCAUGUGCAGGUGCACAUGCGAACGCAUACCGGAGAAAAGCCCUACCGAUGUGAAUCUUGUGGCCGAAAGUAUGCCGACAAACAGACGUACAGCAGACAUCAGCUGACGCAUCGUCUUACCGUUGGUGAUAUGAUGAGGGCAAAGGAAAAUACAGCGAUGAAUGAAGAAAAGCUUCUCCAAGUCGAAAGUAUGCAACCAGUGGUAGUAUACGAUGCCUCGAACAGUGGACAUGGAUAUGAGUCGGAAUAUGCGUUGUUAACGAACAAUUUAUCGUCUUCUGUUUCAUCUGAUUCAAGCGUAAUUUCAAAUAAUCUCGUUUCAAACAUGUUAGACAGCCAAAGUUCAACGGUGUUCGAUGCUUUGUCACAAGGGACUUAUGUGGCGGAAUUACCACAAUUAACCUCCUCUGAUCAUGAUGGCACUAUAUUAAUAUCUGCAGAUGUACAAAACAUAAUCAUUGUUAAACAAUAG
Messenger RNA from Anopheles maculipalpis, 2328 nucleotides. RefSeq names its product zinc finger protein 25-like. The transcript has a single exon. NCBI's taxonomy places the organism in Eukaryota, Metazoa, Arthropoda, Insecta, Diptera, Culicidae. The record is from RefSeq and is a predicted model, not a curated record. The coding region runs from base 1 to 2328 and encodes 775 amino acids.